AUCGGGCGGUCGUAUCGCGCGCUACGCGAAAACGUUACCCAAAAAGUUUCGUGUGAAAUUGUGGUGUGAUACCUUGUGAUGUGUUACCAUGUGUCGUGACUAAUUUUAAGCAAUGGAUGGCGAGAACCGGAUCAUUCUGAACGUCGGCGGCAUCAGAUACGAGACCUACAAGGCCACCCUGAAGAAGAUCCCCGCCACGCGCCUCUCGCGCUUGACCGAGGCGCUGGCCAACUACGACCCCGUGCUCAACGAGUACUUCUUCGACCGGCACCCCGGGGUCUUCGCGCAGGUCCUCAACUAUUACAGGACCGGUAAACUCCACUACCCCACAAAUGUGUGCGGGCCACUCUUCGAGGAGGAGCUGGAGUUCUGGGGGCUGGACUCCAACCAGGUGGAGCCUUGCUGCUGGUCCACCUACAGCAUACACAGAGACACUCAGAAUACCCUGGCCAUCCUGGACAAGCUGGACAUCGACAGCGAGAAGCCCUCGGAGGAUGAAAUCGCAAGGCUCUUCGGUUACGAGGAGGCGUACCUGGCCGGAGAGCUGGGCGUCUGGCAGAGGCUCAAGCCCCGAGUCUGGGCGCUGUUCGACGAGCCUUCUAGUUCACCACCAGCCAAGGUGAUAUCAGCUAUAUCGGUCUUCUUCAUCUGCGUGUCAGUGCUCUCCUUCUGCCUGAAGACCCACCCUGACCUUCGGGUGGUGUACCCAGCCACCUUCAACUCCUCAGAGCCGGAGAACACGUCUGUCGUGGUGCUACGACCAUGGCAUGACAACGGGCAACCGCACGUCGCGUUCUUUUACAUUGAGCUGGUGUGCAACGUGUGGUUCACUAUUGAACUGCUGGUGCGGUCUGUGGUAGCCCCCAACAUAAUAGAGUUUGUGAAAUCGCCAGUGAAUAUUAUAGACUUUAUAGCGACACUUAGUUUUUACAUGGACGUAGUGGUGGAACUGACUGUGGUGCGGCAAUAUGUCGAUAAGGCGGACAUACUGGAGUUCAUAUCGAUAAUAAAGAUCCUGAGGCUCUUCAAGCUGACCAGGCACAGCCCUGGCUUGAAGAUCCUGGUGCACACCUUUAAAGCGUCAGCUAAGGAGCUGACGCUGCUGGUGUUUUUCUUGGUGCUAGGUAUCGUGAUCUUCGCGAGUUUGGUGUACUACGCGGAGAAAUCGCAGGACAACCCAGAUAACCAGUUCAAGUCGAUCCCCCUCGGCUUAUGGUGGGCCAUCGUCACGAUGACCACCGUGGGCUACGGGGACAUGGCUCCCAAGACAUACCUGGGCAUGUUUGUUGGAGCCCUAUGCGCGUUAGCAGGUGUGCUCACCAUCGCGCUACCCGUGCCUGUCAUCGUGUCUAACUUCUCGAUGUUCUACUCUCACACGCAGGCCCGGUCAAAACUACCCAAGAAGAGGCGCCGUGUGCUACCCGUCGAGCAACCCCGCCGAAAGCGCGACGCUGGCGCCUCCAACCGGCGCGUGAAUGCGGUGAAACAUCCCGUGGUUCUGAAGGAACUGUCGCCGGGAAGCAACAAGUUUGGAGUGAACGGCAUGAACAUGAUCAGCCUGGCCCUGCAAGGCCCUCCGAACCUCCUCCGGCCGCCGGCGGCCGCCGCCCAGCCGUUGCAAGCCCGAGCGCCAAUCGGUAAAACCCACAUCAUUAUACUACAGUCGUCUGAGAACUCGCCUCCUAAGCGAUUGCUGUAA
This is a messenger RNA of Ostrinia nubilalis (European corn borer), 1699 nucleotides long. RefSeq names its product potassium voltage-gated channel protein Shaw-like. The coding region runs from base 113 to 1699 and encodes 528 amino acids. Gene Ontology annotation, biological process: protein homooligomerization; potassium ion transmembrane transport. The record is from RefSeq and is a predicted model, not a curated record. NCBI's taxonomy places the organism in Eukaryota, Metazoa, Arthropoda, Insecta, Lepidoptera, Crambidae. Gene Ontology annotation, molecular function: protein binding; delayed rectifier potassium channel activity. The transcript is spliced from 9 exons. Gene Ontology annotation, cellular component: dendrite membrane; presynaptic membrane; voltage-gated potassium channel complex.